GCCGCCGAGGAGGCUGUGGCCCCGCGCUGGAGACGCUCAGGUGCGGCCCCGCCCUGCCCCGCCCUCGGCCCCGCCCCCGCAGGUGAGCGGCCCCGCCCGGCCCAGAUUGUGAGAGCAGUCAGUGUGUCCCCCAGAAAUCCAGGUGCUGGCGGGGAGCCUGGACUCACAAUGGAGAUUCCCCCAGCAGCCAAGCUUGCUGAGGCCUUUGUGUUUGAGGACGGGCUGGAUGUGCGGCAAGGCCUUUUUCCAGAGGGGGACCUGGGGGACACUUUUCUUCAGGAAAGGAGUUUAGGGCAGAUGGCUGUUGUCUACAAGGAGAUCCCUCUGGGGGAGCAAGAUGAAACACAGGACGAUUACUCGGGGAAUUUCAGUCUGUGCUCCAGCCCCGUCCAGCAUCCAAGCGCCCCCUCAGCGAACAGACCCCAGGACGAUGAGCUCUUCAGCCAGACCUUCCUCCAGAGAUCGGACCUUAGCCUGUGCCAGAUCGUUCACAGCGGAGGAGAAUCGGGUAAGCACGAGGGUGAGACGGUGGGCAGGGGGAUCUCGGGCCCCGGGGAGCCUCCCAGAACUGCCCAGCCAGCCAAACCCUACACGUGCCGGGAGUGCGGGAAGGCCUUCAGCCAGAGCUCGCACCUGCUCAGGCACCUGGUGAUCCACACCGGGGAGAAGCCCUAUGAGUGCGGGGAGUGCGGAAAGGCCUUCAGCCAGAGCUCGCACCUGCUCAGGCACCAGAUCAUCCACACCGGGGAGAAGCCCUACGAGUGCGGGGAGUGCGGGAAGGCCUUCCGCCAGAGCUCGGCCCUGGCCCAGCAUCAGAAGACGCACACGGGGAAGAGACCCUACGCGUGCAGGGAGUGCGGGAAGGAUUUCAGCCGGAGCUCCAGCCUCAGGAAGCACGAGCGGAUCCACACCGGAGAGAAGCCGUACCAGUGUAAGGAGUGCGGCAAGGCCUUCAACCAGAGCUCCGGCCUGAGCCAGCACCGGAAGAUCCACACCCUGAGGAAGCCGCAUGCGUGUGAGCUCUGCGGCAAGGCCUUCUGCCACCGGUCCCACCUCAUCCGGCACCAGCGCGUGCACACAGGCAAGAAGCCGUACGCAUGCGAGGAGUGCGGCAAGGCCUUCAGCCAGAGCUCCAACCUCAUCGAGCACCGCAAGACCCACACGGGUGAGAAGCCCUAUCGCUGCCACAAGUGCGGCAGGGCCUUCAGCCAGAGCUCUUCGCUCAUCGAGCACCAGCGCAUCCACACCGGGGAGAAGCCCUAUGAGUGCGGCCAGUGCGGCAAGGCCUUCUGCCACAGCUCAGCGCUCAUCCAGCACCAGCGCAUCCACACAGGCAAGAAGCCCUACGCCUGCAACGAGUGCGGCAAGGCCUUCCGGCACCGCUCGGCGCUCAUCGAGCACUACAAAACCCACACGCGGGAGAAGCCCUACGAGUGCGGCCAGUGCGGCAAGGCCUUCCGGGGCAGCUCGCACCUCAUCCGGCAUCAGAAGGUCCACGCCGGGGAGAAGCUGUAGAGGGCGGGCCCGCGCCUCCCCCAGAUGGAACUGGCACCCUGUCCUCCGUCCCAGGGACCUGCCCGCCUCCCUGGUACCCAGGCUGCCUAGAAACCCUGAGGCCCAGCAGGUGGACUGGGUGAAGGCAGGGGAGCCUAGGAAGGGCACCAGGACAGAGCUGCUCUCAGUCAGCUCGUGCUCACGGGUGACUCCCAAGCCAAGAGGGUUUAGUUUUGCCCUCUCUGCUUCUUCCAGAAUCUUGAAGAAUAAACAUGAGGGAGAAAGUGGAGUUAAACCCACGAAAACAGGAGAUGAACUCUACCAUCAGGCCCUUUUAGCAGUAAGCGAGCUCACAGUCCAAAUCCACUAAAGACAGAGAAAUCCAAAGUAGAGGCGCAGCAGCUGUCCUCGGGCGUUGGUGGGGUCAGCCAAACCAGGUUACGAAUAGUCUGGAAGGAUUCUGGAUGGGGGGUGAGCUUAGGCCACAGCAGGUCUCAGUCCGCCACGGGGGUUGGAGCAAGGGCACUUCUGGCUGCUGGCUGGUCUGGUCCACAGAGGGCAGAGGCUUGGUCCUGGGGGCCAGAGGAUGGUUGCCGCCAGGAGUGACCCCCUCCACCGACUACAGCGUGCCUCGGACGUCCGCGGGGCAGCUUCUGGUCUGGCAGCUCUCAGCCUCCUCCCCGCCAUCCAGGGCCAGGGAACCAGCGGUGGUUCAGACAGAAGGUCUGGGUUCAAGUGCCACUUCUGGCCCCUCCUGCCUCUGUCAUCUGGAGGAAGCCCCAAGGCUCUGUCUCCCCUUCUGUGAGGCAGGGACACUGGGACCCCGCCACAUCCCGCCAGGGGUUGGCGCCAGGCUCCCGUUCAGAAUGGGACCGCACUCAGAGGGCCUUUGUCAACUGGCUACUGAGACUGGAAACUGGAGCGAUCCCUGCCCCUCCUGGAGAGGAGACGCACCCCUGUUUGGUUCCCAGCAGGUCAGGCUUGCAGCCAGCCCUCUCCUAACACCAGGCUCUUCCACGCUCCCUCAAGCCUGUACCCUGGGUUGGGGGUGCCCUGGGCUGCAACAGCAGUGUGUCCCAUCCUGUACUCCUCUCUGUCCCCCCCACCCGGCUUCCCGCCCAGGCCAGUUCAGUCGGGCAUCCCCAGAGCUGGGGCCCACAUAGUGGUGUUUUAGAAGCUCCCCAGGUGAUGGGAAGGUCUCACCGUGUGGCAGGCUAAGAGCACUGUACUGGCUCCCACACAGCCCCGGUGUCUCCCACAUGGCAGGCCUGCUCGCCUGGCUACGCAGAGCUUGAAGGUGUUUGCGUCCCCAGCCCCCCGACCCAGGAGUGGGCCUGGGCCAUGACAUGUCUGGCUGGUUGGUAAGCAUUUGUCCCGGGCCUUUGUGUGUCCACGAUGGUCUUUAGUACUGGCUCCCCCAGGCUCCUCAGAGCUAGUGUUGGGGGAGGCAGUCUAAGCUCUUUUGAAGAUUUCUGAAAGUUAAUGGCUAAAAUCCCACGAACCCAUCAUGGUAAUGCCGGUGAUUUCAGCCAAUCCGAAGCUCAGCUUGGCAGCUAAGUAUAGUUUUGAUGAAUAAAAAUGGACAAGCCAUAAUUGUUCCUUCGUAAGUGGGGCUUGGUUGGCCAGAGAUGUUAAAAUGAGAGGCCUCUUGGGCUGGGAAGAUGGCCUUUGGCCAGCUCCUCUCUGCUAUGUGAGUAUGUGGAGCAUUUAACCAGCAGCCCAGGGUCCCCCAGAACCCCCACAUGAACGGGUGGACUGGCCUGACUGGGCAGCCCGCACAGAGGAGCUUCCGUCAUUGACCCGGAGUGAAGAGAGAACGCUGACACCCUUGCUCGGUGCAGGACAGCGCCCCCCCCCCCAAGAUCUACCUCCUCGCCCCCCACCCCCCCAUUCUGCCUCGGCCUUGGCCAGGCCUGUCCCUGUUGGGCAGGGUGAGCAUCUGCUUCCUACCUGGACAUCCCCCACCCCCCACCCCGCAUACUGCACACCAAACUAAAUUGUUUUCUUUGCAGCAUCACUUUGCACACGUCACCACUCUCCUUAAAACCAGCCUUCAGGGGCUGUUCCACACGUAAACCCCCUUUUCAGGCAAUCUGGGGUCCCCUCCCACAAGCCUCCUGGGCUCCUGCCACCCCCAGAUGCCCCCACUCCCAGCUUCUCUCAGCUCAUGGUGUGCGGUUCUCACGUUGUUGAAUAUGCACUUUCUCCUCCCUGCCACAUCCUUUCUUCCUUUUGACAAUUUAUGUGACGUGGGGGUUACGACCCGCUUUCUGAAGUCUCCACCGAUUCUCAUAACCACGGUGAGGCCAGGCGGGUGCUUUCUGUUCCGGAAGCGUGGGCAGACCUGGUUCCUUCGGUUCAGAUUCUUUCAUCCUUUUAUUAUGUAUUUUUAAAUCCUUUCAUUUAUUUAGGUUCUUGAACAGUGUGAUGUUAUAAGAGAUCAUCCUGGUAAUACUUUAAUUGUCCUUGAAUUUCAUUGUGUGUUUUUGUUUAUUGUGUUACCUUUUUUCCUUCUUUUCACAGAUGUUGUUGGGUGUUGUAAAACACCAGUUCUUGAUUGUUUCCUGAUGGAAUUGUUUUGUCAAAGUACAUGUUCUUUCCUUUCCUUUUUUUUUUUUUUUUUGAAUUAAUAGUUUACAUUUCUAAGAUUAAUUAUUUAGAUACAGUUUAUUGUUUUCAAUGUUUCUAGUAAAUGUGGUACUUUGGCCUAUGAUUUUUUUUCUUAUAGUUAGAGCUUUUUCUGUGCUCCAUAAGGUUGAUAUGCAAUAUUUUUUGCUAUUGUAUUAAGACUUUCCCUUUGGCCCAAGUAUUAUUAUUUUUAAUAUUGCAAAGCGGUGACUUCUGGGGUCAUUGCUGUUUCUAUUUUACACGGUAUGAACAUUUCUAAGCGUCCAUGGAAGCUCUCUGGGCUGGAGUAUGUUACCGGCUUUUAUGAAGCCUCUGUGCACUCUCAGGAAAUGUGUUUUUACUCCAUCAAUUCUAUUCAUUAACUCAAUUUUUAAAUUAUUUUAUUCAAAUCCAUAUUUUCACUAACUUUUCUUUACUUCAGAGUUCUUAAUCUGGGGUCUAACGACUGUCUAGCAGUCCAUGAGCGGGCAAGGGUUUUGAGGUUGUGGACCCCUGGGGACUGAACAAAGCCUUGUGGAUACGUGGACGAAUGAAUUAUUCUGGGAGGGGGUGGUCUGUAGCAUUCACCACAUUUUUGAUGGGCUCUGUGACCCCAAAGUACUUAAGAAUACUCAUUCACCUGGUCAAGUCAUAGUCAGAUCUUGUUUUUCUUCAUGUAUUUCUGUUUUGCUUUCAUUUCUGUUUCUAUCUUAUGUAUGCCGUUACUGUGUUAGUGGUGCAGUUAUCUUCUUAAGAAAUAGGCAGGGUAAAUGAUCAGCAAGUAACUUAUCAUAUUUGGGGCGUAAUAAUUUAAUAGUGAUAUUCUGAAAAAUUGUGCCUUUGAGUACCCUCUUUGCCUCUUUUAAUGCUUCAAGCUUCAACUUCUCUUUUCCAAAUAUAAUUGAAGCCCCUUACUUUUUUUGAAUUUUCAUAUGCAUGAGUGUUUAUUUAGCUCUGCAUUUUAUUUUAAAAUUUGUGUAUAUUUUGCUACAUAUCUGUAACUUAUAAACAGCGAAUUGUUAGAUUUUGUUUGAUGGUUCUUUCUGUGAUUCUUCUUCUUACAUGAGAAGUCCUAUCAUUAACAUUAUUGCUUAGAGUUAUGCAUAAUUUAUUUUCAUCUUAAUAUUUGAUAUAUAUUAACUCAUUUAACCCCAAAAGGUCAUGCUCACCACCUCAUCUCUGUGAAUUACUGUCCACAUGUGAGCAUCACUUCUGGGUGGACUGGAGGUCUGAAUAUACUAUUAGUAUUUGGAAAUAUUUCUUUAAGUUUCUGUUCUUUAUUACUCCCAAAGCUUGUUCAACAUAACUUAGAACAUUCCAUAGUGCUUUGCCUUUUAGCAAAUACUAUGAGAUGCAGCAAAGAGUGAGAACCAGGGAACAGUCCACCCUUUCUGAGGGAACCCAUGCAGUCAUUUGAAAGAGAGGUGGGGACCCUGAUCGUGUACCCCUCUCCCCAUCACCUGUCUGUCCCAGGCUGGUCCCCUCAACCUAGGAUGGGCCAGUUUGGCAAAUGGGAAGGACCCCACUGUCCCCAGGAUGUAGGAGGAGAACCCUGUCUGAGAUCCCAGCGCAGUCCUGAAGUCUAAGUGUGGAGCAUGAGCCUGGCCUGUUCGGAGAUGGGGUCAGCAGGACCUCCACCCCUGCCCGGUGCUCACCCGCCUGUAGGAGGCCAAGCAGCUACCUCUGCACUGGCUUCUCCCCAGAAGCUGACCCACUGCCUCCUCUUCCUCUUUGCCUUAGAUACUCUCAGGCCAGAAGCCAGACCUGCCUGGGAUCCCCCUGUGGGCACACCUGACCCAGCUUUUGCCCAGAGAGUGGGUCCAGGAGGGGCUCUGGGGCUCCCUGUGCUCCCUGGGUUGAGGGGGAACACCCCACCCCUUCCCCUCUAACCCAGGCCUGCCCAUCUGGUUCCAGGGCUUGCCGCCCCCUCUUUGGCCGCCAGAGGUCGCUGUCCCUUCGCUGAAGUGCAGGGGGACCCAGCGCCCAGACCUGGAGGAGGGGACCCCAGAUGGCAGAUUCAGGGACCUCCGAAUGAUGCCCCUUGGACAUUGAGGCCUGGAGCCCAGGGUCAUCCCAGGCGGUGGCAGAAUGGGAACCAGGAUGGGGGGACGGGCUUAGUGACCACCCAGUGACGCCCGUGGGCCUCGCUUGGUUCACACUUAACGCCUCAGGGCAUGCGCACCGCUGGGGACAAGGUCCAGGGUCCACAAUCCAAGGAGGAAUGUGGAUACGGGACCAGGAUCGGCUUGGACCCGGGUCUGUAAGUGAGCCCAGCUGCUCUGCAGAGCUGGCUGAAGGUCGCAGUGACCCCAACAUAGACGCCCCCGUGUCCCCACUGUUGCAGGGGGGCAUGAGCCGUCCAGUAAGUGCUGACCCACCCACCAGGAAUGCCCAGGGCUUCCGGGGCCGUGUUUGUGAAGGAGGGAGAGGAAUUGUCCAAUGUCUGUCCACACAAACGGCCAUUGCGGUCCGGCCAGCACCUGCUGUGUGUCUACAUGCUGAACUGUCUGGCUCCCCCUACUUGACUGGUUGGCUCCCAGUCCUAGAGACAUACGUGCAAGAGGCUAGAAGGCGCAGGUAUGUCGGCAUGAUGCUGUCCAGGUACAUUUGAAAACUUGGACAAAUCACAAGGUGCUCAGCCUGCUCUGCAAGGCCCUGAGGGCCCUGCCCCCUUCCUUGGAUCCAGCCCCGCUGGCCUCUUUGCUGUUCCCGCACAUCUGUGCCCGACAGCCCAGGCUCUGAGACCUCCCAGAGAUGCUGGAGCUGGCAACCAAGAUGUCUCAGAGUGGGUGAAGGAUAAAUAAACAGUGUACAUCCAGACAAUGAAAUAUUAUUCAGCAAUAAAGAAAGAAAUAAACUAUUAAGCCACAAAAAGACCUAGCAGAACAUUAAAUGUGUGUUCAUAAGUGAAACGAGCCAAUCUGGAAAGCUACCACUAUAUGAUUCAGACUAUUUGGCAUUCUGGAAAAGUCAGCAGUAUGGAAACAAUGAGAAGCUCAGUGGCUGCCAGGAGUUGGGGGUUAGGAGGGGUGAGUAGGUGGAGUACAGAGGAUCUUUAGGGCAGUGAAAAUUCUCUGCGUGAAGCUACAGUGGUAAACGUGCCAUUACACAUUUGUCCAAACGUACAGGAUGUAAACAGUUCUGGACUGUGUUGUGUCAGUGUAGUUCGGUCAGUUGUAACAAAUGCACCACUCUGGUAAGGGAGAUUGAUGGUAAAGGAGGUGAUGCAUGUGUGGGGCAGCGGGUAUAUGGGAAAUCUCUGUAUCUUCUGCUCAAUUUUGCUGUGAACCUAAAACUGCUCUAGAAAAUAGUGUUCUUUUUUAAUUGGUGGGGUGGGUAUAGCUCAGUGGUAGAGCACACACUUAGCCUGCACGAGGUCCUGGGUUCAAUCCCCAGUACCUCCAUUAAAAUUUUAAAAAAUAAAACAAUAAAAUAAAUUAAUUGACCAUGGA
Camelus dromedarius (Arabian camel) is the source of this 7553-nucleotide messenger RNA. It is a transcript of the gene ZNF70, whose product is annotated as zinc finger protein 70. The coding region runs from base 169 to 1515 and encodes 448 amino acids. Gene Ontology annotation, biological process: regulation of transcription by RNA polymerase II. NCBI's taxonomy places the organism in Eukaryota, Metazoa, Chordata, Mammalia, Artiodactyla, Camelidae. Gene Ontology annotation, molecular function: DNA-binding transcription factor activity; RNA polymerase II cis-regulatory region sequence-specific DNA binding. The transcript has 2 exons. The record is from RefSeq and is a predicted model, not a curated record.